Messenger RNA from Penicillium griseofulvum, 999 nucleotides. RefSeq lists its product as uncharacterized. NCBI's taxonomy places the organism in Eukaryota, Fungi, Ascomycota, Eurotiomycetes, Eurotiales, Aspergillaceae. The record is from RefSeq and is a predicted model, not a curated record. The transcript has a single exon. The coding region runs from base 1 to 999 and encodes 332 amino acids.
AUGGCAGACAGACGAGCGAAGCCCUGGGGCAGCUCGCCCAAGCCGUUCCCAAGCGUUAGACACGGCGACGACACGAAAAAGUUUGUUGAGACUUGCUUUAGAUACCUCCCCCUGAAUGGGCAGGUCAAUCUAUCAGAGGAUGUCUCCGGUUGUCGCAGCGAUGAGGAACUUCGUCAGCUAGCCGCUAGCAUUGAUACUGGCUUGCUCCGCCCUUUGCUGUCCAAGGGUGGAAUGACACCUGCUAUCACCCCAUCCCCCCGUAUCGGCUUUGACGAUUCGGUUGAAAAUCCGAACUCCCUUGAUAUCACACCAGUAAGUCGAAAUGACCAAGAACGACUUUGCCGGAAUUGCCUUCAACGAGAAGGGUAUCGGUGUACAAUAACGAAGAUGUGGAGCUCAAAUGACCACCCCCCUCCUGGCGAACCAACCGGCAUUCUACGAGCUGUUCACAUUCUUCCGUUCGCCCUUCGAAGUUUUACGAACGACGACGAAAGGCGGGAAACCUCUCAGGUGUGGGCAACCAUUUUUCGUUACUUCCCAAGCCUCCGCUCCACCCUUAAUAUGUCACCAGAAGACGUGAAUCGAGAGGAUGAUAUUAUGAUGAUGACCACCCCGAUUCAUGAAGAGUUCGGUCUCUUCCACUUUGUUUUUGAGGACACCACGACUCCUAAUUGCUACCAUCUCAAACUAUUCCCACGCUUCGGAUCUGGCUACAUACCCCUACUACCCAGCAACAGGAUUGUAACAUUGACUAGCCACGACCCUCGCUUUAGUCUUCCUAGAGCUAAGCACUUACAGUUGCAUGCUGCCAUUGGCAAUAUCUUACAUGCAAGCGGCCGGGGAGAGAAGAUUGAAAAACUCAUACGGGAUCUAGAAGAGGUAGGCGGUUCGGCAUUAUCAAAAGAUGGCAGUACGAACAUCAGCGAUCUUCUCUCGGUCACUCAUCUUUCACUGCUAGCCUCGAAUUCGCGCCCAACAGAGAGCAAGGUACCGCAGUAA